AUGACACUGUGACUGAUAUUAUGAGUUCGUCAAGAAAAGAAGAUUUACAUUCAAAACCUACUGGAUCAUCAGUAUCAAAAAAACCUAAAGGCUGGUUACCAAAAAAAAAACCUUCUUCAUCCAAAUCGCAUGAUUUUCGCUGUCCAUACACUUUACGCAAGACUGGACAUUUUAAAUAUAAUAAUCAACUUUGGACUGUAGGUGAUAUUGCAUCUAUAAGUAAAUCGGAGGAAUCAUCUCAAACCUAUUAUGCACAAAUUAUUGAGCUACAUGAAAAUGAUUUAUGUGAAAAACGAGCAAUAAUCUUCUGGUUGGCUACCUAA
This is a messenger RNA of Rhopalosiphum maidis (corn leaf aphid), 323 nucleotides long. RefSeq lists its product as uncharacterized. The transcript has a single exon. Lineage: Eukaryota; Metazoa; Arthropoda; Insecta; Hemiptera; Aphididae. The coding region runs from base 21 to 323 and encodes 100 amino acids. The record is from RefSeq and is a predicted model, not a curated record.